Molecule: messenger RNA, 1761 nt
Organism: Cladocopium goreaui
Lineage: Eukaryota; Dinophyceae; Suessiales; Symbiodiniaceae
Source: the annotation of a GenBank genome assembly
GUCGAUGCUGACCCUGUGCGGGCACCGCGGCUCGCUGAUGAACGAGUUGCUUUCGGCCGCGCUUUCAGGGCUUUCAGCAAGCUCGAGAUCUUGCCAAUGUCGGUGAAGUUGGCCUUGGCACCCUGGGUCGCAUUCGGGGGUGCCAAUGCAAUAUGCUGCAGCCUGGUCGUUGCAGCCACACAGGUGAGUUGGCAACUGGGCUUCUCAUUGACCGCAGCAUACUGUAUGGCUUCGCUGGGCCUUGCAGUGAACCUGGAAAGCCAGAGGUGGCAACACGGACUUCGCAGUUGGCUCUGGAUCUUGGUCUGUUGUCAGGUGGGCUGCGUCGGUACGUGGUUCAGCAUGAACGUGAUAGCUCCUUGGAAUUUCUCCAUGGAGGUCCCUGCGCACGAUUCGCUGGAUACGCUGGGCCUCGGUCACAUUGUCCACGGUCAACAUCUCUACUUCUCGCAGACCAAUGCGUCUGGAAGGAUACUCAUGCGUGCAAACCACGGAUCCGUUGACUAUGUCCCUCCAGGUGUUAUGGAUGCUCAUUCCUUCAUCGAGCACAAUGGCGAUCUCUUUUUCAUUGGUCGAGUGCUGGAAGGAGGCGCAGGUGAAUGCCUCUGGGGAAUGAGAGGCGACGGCGGAGAUGCCAUCCUUCUCCAAGCGUUUCAGCCCGGCUUCCAGCUGAGGCACCUCAGGAGAAAUGAGAGCCUGGGUGCCGUUUUCUUCCAGGCGGUUGGUUUGUGCGGCUGGUUUCGCAGCAUCACAGAGUUCAGAAGCAACGGAACUGUCGAAGGAACAGAACCGAACUCUGAAGGAAUCGAAGGAACCGGAGGUGACUUUCCAGGGCUGGUGGAUUUGUGCUUGAAGCUCGCUUCUGGAAUGGAGUGGAGGCCUCCCACUGGCCGACUUCUGUCGAUCCUUCUGCUUGGGAUUCUUCCGCAGACAGGCCUUGCGACUUACUUGCUCAUUUGGAAGAAGGUACCGGGUGUCUUUUUGAACGUCUUCGUGGGAGCUUAUGCAGCGACCUUCAUCCUGUGGAUAUUGAUGAAGGGUAUGGCGGUCAACCUUCUCCUGUUCUUGCAGGCGUCCACCAUGACCUAUGCGACGACGGCCUGCGUGGCCGUAGCUCUGAAUCAGGUGCUGUGGAGCAACGUGUCCAGAAAUGCAUCCUUCGUCGAGGAACUGGGCACCUGGGCCUCCAGCAUCAGCUGCAUUAGCUUCUUCGGUGCAGUGCAUCUGGCGUUGAAUAUUCCUUCCUCGGAGGGAUGGGCUUGGCCUCUCUAUGGAAUCCUCAUCCUUCCACAGAUUGCUUUUGCACUUCUCAUGCGCAGGACGACACCCAUGGCGCUCUUCAUCGCUGGAGCGCUGGUGUUGCUCUAUAAGGCAAUUCUCGAGACGUUGAAUCCACGGAUAGGUUUUCCAGCAGACUUGUCAAGAGCACUACAGCUUGGUGUUUUCUAUGCGAUUGGAGGCAUUGUGCUGUUGUUUCUCUUGGUCUAUCACGACAACAAGACUUUUCUCGAGGCAGUAGUCCACAGACACCUUCGACGCAGCCAUGUGCCUGUCGAGGCAGAGUCGGAUGAGUUGGUGGUGUCAGCGCCGGUGCUGGAGCCAGACGAAGAAGAAGAGUCCUGGCUCAUUCUGCAGCAGCUGCCAUGGCAGCAACUGCUGCAGCUGCAUCGGCAUUUGUCCUCAGCACCAGAGAUGGAGAAGGCUGAGGAUGAGGAAGAUUGCUGAAGAUGCUGCAAAGGUAUUGACAGAUAUUUAUUACAU